GCCAGUGCUUAUGUGGUUACUGAGAGGGCCGUGGGUGAUAAAGGCCACAACACUAAAGAACCCUGGGCUCAGAAGACCAGGAGGAAGCACCGGCAGCUCUGACCUGGGUAGCUUCCCGAGGAGAUGCAGCCACUUCUGCUCCUGCUGGCCUUUCUUCUGGCUCCCAAGGCGCAGGCAGUGAAAAUCAUCGGGGGACAUGAGGUCAAGCCUCACUCUCGUCCCUACAUGGCAUUUCUUCGGAUCAGGAUUUCAGACAGAAAAAGAUGUGGAGGUUUCCUUGUGCGUGAGGACUUUGUGCUGACAGCAGCUCACUGCUGGGGAAGAUCCAUCACAGUCAUCCUGGGCGCCCACAACAUCAGGAAGCAUGAAAGGACCCAGCAGGUCAUCCCGGUGAAAACAGCCAUCCGCCACCCAAAUUAUCAUCCCAAAGUCAAUGACAUCAUGUUGCUGCAGCUGCAGAGGAAGGCCACCCUGACUGCCGCCGUGAGCCUCCUCAGGCUGCCCAGGAGGGGAGAGCAGGUGACACCAGGGAUGGUGUGCAGAGUGGCCGGCUGGGGGCGACUCGACCUGAACACCAGCACAGCCACACUGCAUGAGGUAGAGCUGGAAAUCCAACAGGAUGAGCAGUGCAUCUCUUGCUACAGACACCGUUACAACAGAACCACAGAGAUCUGUGUGGGGGACCCAGAAAGGAAUCAGUCUACUUUUAAGGGUGACUCUGGGGGCCCCCUCGUGUGUGACAACAUGGCCCAGGGCAUUGUCGCCUUUGGGAAAAAAAAUGGGAAACCACCUCGUGUUGAAACUAAGAUCUCCAGCUUUCUGCCCUGGAUAAAAAGAACAAUGAGACGUUUCCAACUGCAGAGACCAGACUGAGGCACCCCGGAACUGAUCUAUUCAUCUCCUCUGGGGAGCAGCCCAGAACUGCCCUGUGCAGAGGGGUUGACGGGAGGCUGCCAGUCACCUAAUAAACUUGCAUCUCUAGAGUGGAAGUCACUGAUUCCUCCUGUGUUCACCAAAACAUGUGUUAGUUACCUGCUGUGUGUGCGGCAACCAUCUGUUCACAUUUCCCAUCUGUUAGCGCUUCCCCUUCAUGGACCGCACCUUUCACCUCUAGAAUAAAAUUCAUGCUGCCUUGAUACCCAGCUCCUUCCCAAUACUCCUCCCAGUGCCAGCUCCCUUGCCGGGCCUAAUGUAAGCUCCAUCAAGAAAAGGAAGACAUCUGUUCCCAAAAAGUGACCCUCUUCUAGGGGACCCUCUUAUCUCAUCCAUAUUGCCCUCCUACGUCAAGCCACACUUACACCCUACCCCACGCAGCCCCAAUGCCAAUAUGCAGCAUAAAAGAAAGUACAUCUAAUACGUGGGUAAAAACUCAAAGAGACAACUAAAGUGGGGAGACAAAGAAACACUCCCCAAAAUAAAGAAAUGGACCUAGAAAAGGACCUAGAUGAGAUGAAGGCAAGCAAGUUAUCAGCACAGUUGUGUUAUAAAUAUGCACAAGGAACUUGGUGAGAACUCUAAGAAACUUAAUUGGAACUUCCAGGAAUUUAUUUCAAACUACAAGAAACUUAAUGAAGCCUAACAUCAGCAGGAAAAAUGAUAUAGAUAUUAUGAAUAAGAACCAGGCAGAAAUGAAGAAUACUAUAUCUGACAUCAAGAAUAUGCUGCCCUAACUGGUUUG
Molecule: messenger RNA, 1678 nt
Organism: Myotis myotis
Lineage: Eukaryota; Metazoa; Chordata; Mammalia; Chiroptera; Vespertilionidae
Product: granzyme B-like
Exons: 5
Coding region: 124-873 (249 amino acids)
Biological process (GO): proteolysis
Cellular component (GO): cytoplasm; intracellular membrane-bounded organelle
Molecular function (GO): serine-type endopeptidase activity
Source: RefSeq, a predicted model, not a curated record